This is a messenger RNA of Hansenula anomala, 1601 nucleotides long. RefSeq names its product quinone oxidoreductase family protein. The record is from RefSeq and is a predicted model, not a curated record. Bases 185 to 1189 code for a protein of 334 amino acids. The transcript has a single exon. Gene Ontology annotation, cellular component: cytoplasm. Gene Ontology annotation, molecular function: quinone reductase (NADPH) activity. Lineage: Eukaryota; Fungi; Ascomycota; Saccharomycetes; Phaffomycetales; Wickerhamomycetaceae. Gene Ontology annotation, biological process: cellular response to oxidative stress.
AUUAUUAAUUGUCAUUUAAUUAUUAAUACAAAAAAGGUGGUGUCAUUGAUUCAAAUAUGAUUAAAAAAUUUGAUAUAUAAAAGGACCAAUUAUAUUCACUGGAAUUUCAGUAGGUCUUGUGUUCACCAUUUGAUCAAUAUAUAUGCUAUUCAAAUCAGCCUUAGCGUCAAGUACGUCUAAGAUCAUGUCUACUCAAAUUCCUAAAAUCCAAAAAGCCAUUAGAAUCCAUGAAGCUGGUGGGUUAGAAGUUUUGCACUAUGAAGAUGUUGUUGUCCCAUCUAUCAACGAAGAUGAAGUGUUGAUUAAGAACAAAUAUGCAGGUGUCAAUUUUCUCGAUACUUACAUUAGAACUGGGCUAUAUGAUGCUCCUAAACCAUGUAUUCUUGGGAGGGAAGCCUCUGGUGUUAUUGUUGCUAAGGGGAAACAUGUUCAAGGCUUCGAGAUUGGUGACAAUGUUGCAUAUGCUUCAGAAGGAACUUUUGCUCAAUACACUAAAUUCAACCCAUCGAUAAGAAUUUUCAAGUUACCAAAAGAUGCUUCUGAAGAGAAAUUACAAUUAUAUGGUGGGUUGUUCAUUCAAGGGUUUACUGGGUUAACUUUCACCACUGAAGCUUAUAAUGUCCAGAAAGGUGAUUAUAUAUUGGUUCAUGCUGCUGCAGGAGGAACGGGCUCAAUACUUACACAAGUGAUCAAUGCCCGCGGUGCCCAUGUUAUUGCUACAGCUUCCACACAAGAAAAGCUACAAAUUGCAAAAGAGAAGGGUGCAGAAUUCUUGAUCAACUCUAAAACUGAAAAUAUCAGCAAAAGAGUUAUGGAAAUUACUAAAGGGAAAGGGGUUCAAGCAAGUUUUGAUGGCGUUGGGAAAGCCACUUUCCAAGCUUCAAUUGACUCAUUAGCUAGAAAAGGGACCUUGGUUACGUUUGGUAAUGCUUCUGGCCCUGUUCCUCCAGUACAUUUGGGUAUUAUGCUUCCAAAGAACUUAAAAUUAUCAAGACCAGCUUGUUUCAACUAUCUUGUUGAAAAAGAGGAGUGGGAAUAUUAUUCAGAAAAACUCUUUAAAUUGAUUGAAGCCGGUGAUCUAAAGCUUGAUAUUUCUAAAGUUUACCCUUUAAGUGAAUACAAGCAAGCAACUGAAGAUUUGGAAGGUAGAAAGACUACUGGUAAGUUGAUCUUAAAGAUUCCUCAAUAAUCAGAAUGAUGCCAAUUCUGGGGUGACCACGCUGUUUAUUUUUUACCAUUGCACCAUGAUUUAAAUAUCUUGAAUUUCAAUACAAUAUUUAUGACUAUACAUUGCUUCUACUAUAGAAUGGAAGAGAAAUUGUAGCUUCAUUAACUUAUAUCCCAUUACAUUGGACUCACCUUACACAGCUUCAAAAAAUCACCAGAAAACACACACACACACCGCUUCAACCCUCCAAAAAAAGGAAUUAUAUAUAAAUCAACGAACUAUGAUACAAAUCCAACAAGAACUACUAUUUACUAUUUAGUUCUUUAUACUUUUAUAUACACCAAUCGAAGAUUAAAUAUUACAAUUUAUAAUUGAAAUGUAAUUGGCUCAAAGGUCUAGUCCCUCAUGUUCUUUCGCGAUUUUCCCACUUUCU